Messenger RNA from Brassica rapa (field mustard), 2429 nucleotides. RefSeq lists its product as uncharacterized. Lineage: Eukaryota; Viridiplantae; Streptophyta; Magnoliopsida; Brassicales; Brassicaceae. The record is from RefSeq and is a predicted model, not a curated record.
AUAUAUCUAUGAACGUGUGUGAAUAGGUGUUCGUUGCUCAAAUUCAGUAAUAUUUGGGAUUAUUUAAGGAUGACAGAAAAAGGCAGAAGGCUUGAUUGGUAUCUUCUUUUCUUCUUGUCUGUGGUUUCUUGAUUGCCACUAUAUACAUUUCUUUAUGUAAAGUUAAAAGUGUUGAAAUAUACUUGAUUGCAUAUAUUGGGUUGGUUUCGAUUCUUUUGCUUUUCUACUGCGUCUUAACCUCAUUUCAUAAUUAAGAACUACUUGAUUUGAUUGGUAUAACCGCGUUUAGUGCAUGAUUAAAAAUAUCAGCGUUAAUGUGGUUUUGGGUCUAUUCUAGUGAUUACAUAUAUUUUCUGACUUAGAGAGUUAACGUUCUCACUUUUGUGGUCGUUAAUUCCCAAGGCUUCGUCUCACUUUUCAGCUUGAUGGUCGUUGAGUUUAGAGGACUACUGUACGUCAUUGGUUGUUUAAACGUGGUGUUUGCCCCUAUCUUUAUUUGUUGUAUUUGCUUCCUUGUAAUAGUUGUUUUUUUGGCCAUGAUGGCUAUGUUAUCAUGUCUUGUGAACACUUUCUCCAUUUUUAGAGAGUAAGAUUCUAUAAAAUUGAGGUUUGUCCAAAGAAAAAAAAAAGAGUUAACGUUCUCAAAUUCCCCUAUAUUCUCUUUAUAAAUUUUAUGAUUUCGUAUGUCAUUUAGAGUUGCUUUACGCCAAAUACAUAGAAGCAACAAUUAUUUGUUAUAUAUAUUAAAAAAAAAAGUAAGAUUUAGUUCAACAUAUACAGUACUUGUUAUAUUUAGGCUUAUGGACUAAUCCCAGAAAGGAUGCAUGAAAAUGCCUCAAGACGAUCAUUUGUUCUAGGUUUGAAUUUUUGGUCGUAUAGGAACGAGUGACGACGGUUGCAAUUAGGGGUGGGCAAAAAAACCGAACCGAACCGAUCGAACCGAACCGACCGAACCAAAACCGAUUCGAACCAAACCAAAGUCCAUUUCAAAUCUUUCAGUUGAGAUUUUUCCAACCCGAACGGUUCAGUUCAGUUUGGUUUAAACCGAACCGAACCGAUAAACCGAAGUGUUUUUAUAGUUAUUUAAAUUAAAAAUAUUAGUAAUAUCAAGAUAUUAAAAUCUUAAGAUUAAACCCAUGUAAUUUUCUUUUGCACGAAGUAAAUCUUAAUAUAAUUUGAUUUCCAUAACACUUCGUCUAACUUUUGUAAUAUUCGUCAUUAAGCCCACAUAAUUUUCAUGUUAAGUUUUUUUCAAUAGCGUAUACUUUUAAACCCUAAAAUUAAAACCUAAGCCAAGUCUAAUUAAAUUGAAUUUAAUUUACAUACUUAAUUUUUUGUUAUGUCCAACGUGAUUAUUUCAUGACAACCAUACAUGUAUGUAUUAAAACAUGAUUUCUUGUACAAUAAAUAAACUAAGAGAAAUCCGAUUAAACUGAACCGAACCGAAGUACAAACCGAAUCGAAUACAAGCCAAACCGAACAUAAACCGAACCGAACAUAACUGAACCGAAAUCGAUCCAAACCAAACUAACUAUGGUUUACUUCAGCUGGAAAAGUUCUAGAACCGAACCAACCAAACCGAACCGAACUCGAACCGAACCGAUAAAAUAACCGAAGUGCCCACCCCUAGUUGCAAUACUUUACGAAAAGAGCCAAGGCAACAUCAAACUUUCGGGUAUAUUAACAAACAAUAAGCUUAAACUAGAGGCUAAGUACAUCUGCACCACAAAGCAAUAUUAAACCCCUAGAAUCGCAAAAGGUGUCGUCUUCUUGCGAGACACGAUUCCCUCAAGACGAGAAUCAUAUGCUUAGGUUUCAAACAAGCAAUGCCAUUAUAUAUAAAGAUAUAUUUAAAGUACGGUUUAUAGAUAUAAUUUUGAAAUUCAAGUCAAAGAAUAGUUCUUUCCUUCAUCCACCAAACUUGAGAAGAACCCUCCUUGCAUUUUUAUUUAUGCUCAAGCCACAUCAAUAAACUGUUACACCAAGAUUCAAUUAAUUUACACAUGCAUUAUAUAUAAACAUAUAAGUAAAACAGUACACGUAUAUAUAUAGAGAAUAAGGAGAGACGUAGGAAAACAAAGAGAUCGAAAUGGGGUUGGACUGGGGACCGGUGUUGAUGUCGGUGGUUUUUUUCAUAUUGUUGAGCCCUGGAGUUCUGUUUCAGUUGCCUGGAAAGAGCAAAGCGGUUGAGUUCGGUGGGUUUCAAACAAGCGGUCCUUCCAUUGUCAUACACACUCUCCUCUUCUUCGCCUUCAUCACCAUCUCUCUCAUCGCCCUUAACAUCCACAUCUACGCGGCCUAAUUAAUUAAACCCAGCUUCACUUCGUCUAGUUCCUUUAAUUUCUCAAUAUUUGCGUCUUCUUGAUUUCUGAUUCCCUUGUCGAAUUUUUAUUAAUUAAUGGUUUAUCAUGUUAUUCAUCCUUCUAUCA